UCCGUCUUCCUCUAUCCAUUUUCUUCUCUGCUUCCUCUUCCUCCCUCUCCUAGUUAGUCCCCCAUCCACCAUCCUCCUUCCCCAUCUUCCGCUGGCAGCUCGACGCGGGCGUCGGAGAUGCAGGCGGCCGUCGCCGUCAGCCAGACAUCCUUCCUCGCCCGUCCCCUCCGGCGGCUCCCGAGGCCCUACCACGCCGACGGCGCGGGAGAUGGUGCGUCCAGAUGGGGAGGUGCGUCCCUCACGCAACUGAGGAGGGCCCGGUGCUUCGCGAGCCUCUCCGUCGGAGCCGGCAACUACGGCAGUGAGCAUGGCCCGGUAUUUCCAAUACUCAAAACAUGGGAUCCCUACAAGCUUCUUGGUGUCGAUCACGAUGCAUCUGAAGAAGAGAUCAAUAGUGCAAGAAAUUUCCUUCUUCAACAAUAUGCUGGGUAUGAAGAAAGCGAAGAGGCUAUUGAAGGUGCUUAUGAUAAGAUAAUGAUGAAAAGCUACUCACUCCGUAAGAGGUCCAAAAUCAACUUGAAAAGCAAACUAAGAAAGCAAGUGGAAGAAUCCCCAUCAUGGGUUAAGACACUGCUUGGUUACUUUGAGGUGCCAUCGAUGGAUGUUUUGUCAAGAAGAUUAGCUCUUUUUGCCUUUAUUGCUGGCUGGAGCAUUGCAACUUCUGCUGAGACUGGACCUACUUUCCAGCUUGCACUGUCACUCGCCUCAUGCAUAUACUUCCUGAAUGACAAGAUGAAAAACCUUGCCAGGGCAUCUGCUAUGGGGUUUGGAGUCUUUGUUUGUGGCUGGAUAGCAGGUUCUCUGCUCGUUCCAGUGAUCCCUUCUUUUGUUGUCCCACUAACUUGGUCCCUGGAGCUCCUUACUUCGCUGGUUGUGUAUGCAUUUCUGUUCUUCGGUUGCACUUUCCUCAAGUGAAAUCUCGGUCAUGGUAUUCCAACUGGAAACUGUUGUUGUUUCGGCAAAACUUCUCCUACUGACGUGAUCUCAAGUCUCAACCGAAGUUGGAAAUUCCGGAUGAGCAAAACAGCCUUACUUCGCCUUUUUGAUCCCAGAGUAUAUGAUAUGAUUGUCCCCAUCCCUUUAGUUUUUGUUAGAGUAGUGAUCAGUAUUCUACACGCAGCAUGCCACUUUUAUGUUACUCCCUUCGUCCCAUCAAAUUUGUCCCAAAAUGGAUAUAUCUAUUCCUAUGUAAUAUUUUGACAAGAACGAUGUUGUCCCAAAAUGGAUAUAUCUAUUCCUAUAUAAUAUUUCGACAAGAAUGAUGGAACGGAGGGAGUACUAUACCACUGUUCAGUGGCAUGCUACUGUAUGUACAUGACUCGUACAGUUGCAAAUGUGCAAUCAAUCUUUGUUCUACCAA
This is a messenger RNA of Brachypodium distachyon (stiff brome), 1360 nucleotides long. Its product is annotated as protein CHAPERONE-LIKE PROTEIN OF POR1, chloroplastic. Gene Ontology annotation, cellular component: chloroplast membrane. The coding region runs from base 118 to 915 and encodes 265 amino acids. NCBI's taxonomy places the organism in Eukaryota, Viridiplantae, Streptophyta, Magnoliopsida, Poales, Poaceae. The transcript is spliced from 5 exons. The record is from RefSeq and is a predicted model, not a curated record.